Messenger RNA from Triplophysa rosa, 7272 nucleotides. It is a transcript of the gene elmod3, whose product is annotated as ELMO/CED-12 domain containing 3. The record is from RefSeq and is a predicted model, not a curated record. Lineage: Eukaryota; Metazoa; Chordata; Actinopteri; Cypriniformes; Nemacheilidae. The transcript has 14 exons. The coding region runs from base 883 to 2112 and encodes 409 amino acids.
UCAUUCUAGCAACGACGUUGUCGUGUCAAUUUCAGAUCGGGAAGUCAGCGCUAUGUCGUUUGCACAUUUCGGCGAAUGUAUCCUUAGAAAGUCUAAAUAUAGGCAAGUUAGCUAAGCUAGAAGUGCGAGUCCAGAAAAAGACCGAGGCAGUUGAGCUCGAGCUGCUUUCCCAGUCACUGACUGACUUGACUGAGUGUGACAGCCAGUGCGAAAUAUCUGUUAAAAAUAAUAAAAUAACUUAAGCAACGGGAGCUCCUGAGGUCUGUGGUAACUGUAUUCGUUUCGUGUUGUUCAUGUAACUUGAAAGCCAAUGUGGAGAUCGUGAAGACGGCUGAAAUGUACCGUUAUUUGUGUCGGAAAUAACUGUUAUUACGUGAAGACUUAUUUUGGUUUUGCUGUACCCGUCAACAGAAGACCACAGGAAGGUGAACCUGGCACAGCCAAACCGAUCCUACCGCUCAUCCAUUGAUGUGACGCAGCUAACUGUCCAGACCUGUUGGAAUUGUUCAAUUCAUCCGCAACAAGGCCGUCAAGAUUCACAUCCGCACAGAACUAUCCCACUACAAACCAAUCCCGUGUCUGUUACUAUUCAACAUAAUUAUGCAUCUGCUCCUCGGCCCAAUUCGGUUUCUACCAGCCGCUCUCUGAUUCUCAAGGAGCGGCGCAGUUAAACAUUGCACAGCUACGAAAAGCUCUCCUGCUCCUUCAGUCUUAACAGGCACCUGUAGGAAACAGAGCAGGUGUUUUUUGAAAGCUUUAUAGUGCUUGUGGCUGUCCUGGCAAAAAGCUGCAGAACCAUGUGUGCCCAUUGGCUGUUUAUAAUUGGCCUAGUCCACAGGAUGGGUGGACAGUAGUGGGUCAGCGAGACAGUGGACUCAUGUCAUGGAAGGGAUUAUUGCAGUCGCAGUACAUACAGAGGGCUUGAAUGGUUUUCCGCAAGGAUGUAAACAGACAGAAGACCUCACCAAUGGACACCCCAAAGGCACAACGAUUCUGAAUGGAUUGACUCCAGGUAAUGCAAUUAAAGAGAAUAGCAACUUGAAUGGCAGCCCAUAUCUUAAAACGGUCCCGAUUUCAGCGCUCAAACAGAAUGGGCUCCUACAGUCUCUGGCAGCAGGUGGCCAUCACACCAAAACCGAAGAGGUGAGCUCGGAGGUGGAGCGAGCACAAGAGGAGUGGGAUGCCCUGGAGAGCAUCCAACCAGUUCUUGCCGAAGAUCUCACCCCCUCUCCACUGAUCUCAUUCAAUGAGGCUCUGCAGCAUUUUCAGACCACUGAUCUUGGAGACCUGCUUAAAAAUAUUCAGCCCACCAUUCGCAGGACUGGUUUGGCUGCCAUCACCCACUUCCUGUUCGGUCCUCCUCGGCUACACAAAGACCUAGUAGAGGAGAGAGACCUAGUGUUUGCUAUCGCACAGUGUUCUCUGGAUAAUGGACAGUCAGUUCACAUGCGUGUCCUCCAGACCAUCUACAGGAAACUGACUGGCACCCGAGCAGACUGCCCUCGAUAUGGACCACACUGGGAGAAUGUGGGCUUUCAAGGUACAGACCCCAGCACAGAUCUAAGGGGAACUGGUUUUCUAGGUCUGAUGCAUGCUCUCUACUUCGUCAUGGACCCAGAGAUACUACCACUUGCUAGAGACAUCUACAAACUUUCUCAGCAUCCGGUCCAGAAUUUUCCAUUCAGUGUGAUGUCAAUCAACAUGACCAGAAUUGCCCUGAAUGCUCUCAGGGAGGAGGUACUGUCUAAGGAGUGUAAUCGAAGGCAACAGGUCGUGGCUGUGCUAAAUGAUUUUUACGUUGCGACGUUCCUGCACCUCUACCAGCUGUGGAAGAGCCAGCAGAACACCAUCUCUGACUCUGGCCAUGUACUUAAAGAAGUGGAGCUCGUCGCCAAGAAGAACCCCAAACAGAUUCUCAAACGUCUCGAGGGCUACCUGAAGGAGAGACGGGCUGGGACGGGACACCGAUCAUCACCUGACACACUGUCACAUAGCAACCCAUCACCUGGUGACAGCGGGUCUCGAGCGGGGAGUCAGGGAGGGAAGGACCUGAACUUUACUGGUGUGUGUGAGCUGCCACCUGAGAUGGAGGGAGAGGCCAGACUCAUCUGACAGAGAUGAGAGCGAUGCGACAAUUAAUGAAACGUGUUCGUUCAUGCUUUAUCUCUGUGUUUCUUCAGUUCUUUUGUCCUUUCAGGGGGCAGUUCACCCCGAAAUGAAAAUCCUGUCAUCGUUUACUCACUCUCGUUCCAAACCUGUAUGAUUUGGUUUGAAACCAAACAUAAGUAGGAUGACAAGGUUUUGUUUUUGGGUGAAGUACGCACACUUCGAGACGAGUCUAUGUUGUACUGUAGUAGCUAAAAAUCAUCAAACCGUGCUGUUUAUUUUUGAGCACGCAUUGGCUUUGUUAUGCUUUAGAGACCAAUAGGUUUAGUUUCCAAAUAUCAGAAGAUUCUCUCAGAUAUUAAGCUAGAUUUAGCACCUCAGUGGCAGUGGGCUGUCUUGAACCAAUCAGGAAGCAGGUGACUUCAUUCGCAGUCGCACAGUGAGCCUUGACCGUGUAUACCCGUGACUGUGGUCUUGAAAAUGACUUUUAUUUGUGAUGGCGCGACUGUGCAAGGCAUUUAUUCGAUGCGAUUGAGACAAGUUCAGCCUGAAGCCUUACGUAUCUCUAGAUAGUUUGAACGCGUUCACUGUGACCAGGAAGUUGACAGAGUUUGUUGAUAUUGGCUCUUCAUCCUGCACUGUUGAAAAAUGGAAUGACGUAUGAAAACUUUGGAUGGAAACCGCGUCAAUAGGCCAAAGCUUUUUUCUCUUGUCCGUUUAGGGAGAUAAAUGUCACAGUAAGUUUUCGAGACGCUCUGUUUCUGUUGGCAGGAAGAGCCUAAAAUUCAAGUCAGGGCAUUAUGACGAUGGGAAAGUGCAUGUUAGUGUAAAAGAAACUGAUCAGAUGUUCACAGAAACAUUUAGCGGUUCAGCUACAAGUCCAACGUCGACUCACGCAGACUGAUCACUAUGAAUGGCGUCUUCAUUAACAGCUAAUCUUAUGUUGUAAUAACGUUUAUCUUAGAGCUUAGGGCAGCAAUCACAGUGAAAAAGUGAUAUUUGGAAGUGUUGUAAUGCUUGUCUGCAUGAAGCAAAUGCCUACGUGUUUCCUUGAUAUUGAUAGUAGUUACAUUCCACUUUUAAGCAGUCGUGAUGCGGCUAGUUUUGUGUGGACGUGUAGUGGACGAGAGUGAGGAUGCUCAGGAUUGUAUAAAAAUACUCUUUAAAUUGUCCUGAAAAUGAUAUGGGUUGCUUGUUUUUAGGGCUGUCCAUAAUUAAAGUUGUUUAUUAAUGUGCAUAUUAUUACAAAUUGUGCAUAUUAAUGUUGUUUUUAUAAACACAUGCAUAUAUUUUAGAAAAAUAUAAAAAUGAAUAAAUGUUUAUAUAUAAUUCCAAUUGUUGGUAAAUAUAAUAUCUAAAUAUAUUUACAUGUGUGUAUGUGUUUAUGAAGACAAAAAUAUGCAGUACAGAAUACUAAAGUUGUCUGCUAGUUAAAAAUGUUGUAUUUUAAAUCACAAUGACAUCCUCGUGUUUAUUGGAAGUGGCUUGAAAGUAGGGCUGUGCAAAAAUAUCGAUACAUGUAACUAUUGCAAAUUUUUUUCGAUAGUGUAUCGAUAGUGUUACCUAUACUAUCGAUAUACUUUUUUGAAAUCAUGUCAUAUACAUACGGCCAAAAGAAGUGGAAGCGAGCAUGGCGAAAAAUAUAAGAACGCUUGGCGCUCUCAGAGCUGAUGUGUGCUUUGGUUUUCAAAAGAAAUAAAGAGUUAUAUAAAAUAAUGCUGUUUGUAGGCUUCGCAAGUCAUGACACAAGUCACUUGGCUACUGCAGUGCAUUAGACAAAAAGUUUAUUAAGAAAAGUAACAAUGACAUUUAUUGUGCUUUCACGGAUGUGACACCAGCGCAUUUACAGCACGGAUGAAGCAGGGGUUUUAUACUGCCCAUGUUCAGUGUUUUAACUGUAAUGCACCACAACAGCCAAGUGACUUGCGUGAGCCACCUUAUUCCCCUGUGCUACCCACUUGAGGGGCUCAAUCCACAGUUUGAGAACCCAAACCUCUGAUCUAAAGGUCCAUGCAUCACACAUCAUGGCCACUCUGCAGAGGUAAGGGAUGUUUUUACACUUAUCCUUACAGAAAACCCCCGGUGGUGCACAGCAUGUUGUAUUUCUAGCUCUACUUUUUACAUUUUCUAUUUAAAGUAUUGCAAUAUAUCGCAAAUGUGUAUCGUAUCGAAAUACAUAGCAAUAUAUUGUAUUGUGACCCAUCUAUCGUGAUAUGUAUCGUAUCGGGAGGCACUUGCCAAUACACAGCCCUACUUGAAAGACUGUAUAUCUCUACUGGAUUUUCCUUCACAAGCGUCCGAAAAACAUGUCAUACCUGUUACGCCGCGAAACGUUGUUGCUUAAACACACAUAAGAGAAUACCUUUACUGUUGUGCCGCAUCAGGUUAGCGCUGAAAUAGUCAAGUAUUUUGCUUGUCACGUCUUGUUCUCCCAGGUCCGGGUGCGAGGGUUGCGUCAGUCGUUGACGGCGAUGUACUGUACAUUUUGGAAAAAAUCUUGAUGGGAAACGUUCUUCCCUCCCUUUGCAACGCUAAUUCUGCACUCUCGUCUUGUUAGCAUGUCAGGUAGCACUAGAGAUGUAGCAUCCGGGAUUCGUUUCGCAAAUCCUCGUCAACAAAAAAAGCUUGUUAAUCUAACUCGGUAUGGUUGCAUAUGUUUGUCUAAGUUACCUUGUCCAAAGUGUUGUUGUACGGUAUGAGUACUGUGCGUUCUGUACGUUUUCAUUUGAAUUUGUUUCUUUUGUAGAUUUGUUUUCCUCCUCGAACAACACAUGAAUAUAAAUACUCAGUGGAUGUAUAUUAGGAGUCCUGUCACUUUAGCCAGUUACAUUUUUUAUAUAAAGCAGAGUAGUAUUUUAUAAACUUGACUAAGAGCAUGAUGAUAAAGAAUGUUUAGCGAAAAAAGGCAAAUCAUCCUUUCCAGGGUUAUUUACUGGUUCUGUUCGCCUGGUUGGUAUCAGUUUAGGUAAGCAGUUUCAACACGAGCGGUGAUUUCAUAUGUUUGAAUUCAAUGUAGUUCGCCCUGUCAUCGGUUUGUUUUGCACCUUGACCUGCUGAACACUAAGACACCCUUUGAGGGGCUCAUUUUAAAAUGUUUUACAAUGGGAUGCUGUUGGAUUUGAGUGCCAAUGAAUAGAAAGGGUGCAAUGAGAGAGAACCGCCCAACGUAUUCAGAACGCAUUUUUUGAGCUGUUGUGCACUUACUAGCUACAUGCGUGUUGUCUAUAUUCUGAACAAUCGAACCUCCAUCCGUGACCAUGAUAUGAGCACCUUGUACAUGUGUGCGCUUGUUUUGCUCUUUUCGUUCUCCCCAAAGGAGAGGAUGGUCUGUACGUAAGACGACUAUUAACGUGUACAUAGAGUGAAAAUAUAUGAUUGUAACAGUGUGAUUGUUACCUGGGCAUAUUAUGCAUACCUCAGGCUUCAGACAAAUCUCUUCUGGGAAGGCGUUUUAUUGGGGACAGCCAUGAUCCCAUGUCGUAGCACAAAAUGGUGUGGUGUCUCUUGCAGUAAUCUACCUAGCUUGGGAAUGUACUGUAUGUAUAUGUAUGUACACUAAUGCAGCACUGCGAAAUAUCGACUUCUACAGUAUAUAUUUCUAUAGCCCAUGUUUGUGAAAACUAUAGUCUUAAUCGCUGAAACGCAACCGAACCUUCGCCGGAGGACGACAAAUCAGGCGAUUUUGUGGCCUUUGGUAUUCGCUGUGCUUUCGUGAACGUUUUUUUGCAGUGUCAAAGUAUGUCGAAAACGAUUCACUUUACUACGGCACAAUGUAACUCUGUUUGGACCAAAAGGAACAUUUCUGACUGGGUUACACUUACAGUAAGCAGGUUUUGGAGGUCUUAUAAUUCUUUGAUUUACUCUAGGGAUGCACCGAAACCAAAAUUCUUGGCUGAAGCCGAACAUGAUGUGAAACACUUGGCCGAAUAAUACCGAACACCGAACAUGGUUUUUUGCAUUUCUUCUAUUUAUUAAGCCAUUUUUUCACUAUUGCACAAACUGAAUAGUCAAAAUGUGCUUUUUAUAAUUUGUCUUGCUUUUCAAUAAAAUACAAUACAACUUAAUAUAAAAUUGAGCAAAACAAAGUAAAUUGAGCCUGUGAAUAGCCUAUAUUAAUUAGGCCUAUAACUGACUGGUAAAAGAAUGUAAUGUAAGUUACUCUGUACCCCUACAACAAAACACUUCAUUAAAAAGUGACAUUCAACAUUAGGCCUAUAAGCUAAAAAUAAGAAUAAACUAAAACUGUUGGAUUAUUAUAGGCUACAUUGCAAAAUGAUUUGAGAAAAAAAAAACAUCCAAUGCAAGCAAUUCUGACUGAUGCUGACUGACAACCAUUUAGUUCACGUCUCUCCUCCAAACUCCGCCCACAAAAGCUGACUGUUCUCUCAGAAGGUGCACUUGUGGAUGCACAGAACAUACUUUGACAAGUUGUUUAGUACAGGGAACUGUGUGCACGCGACCACUGUAUGAUGUCAAAGGAUGUCGCGAGCGGCUGGGCUACUGUCAGACAGCCCUCUUCCGUCUGAUGUAAAGUUACCGACCGGUAAAGACGCUUUCAUUCGGAAAUUUACUUCCGUGCGGCAAGUCCCGUGCUGUGUCUUUCUGUGACACUUUAAAAUGCUCCACACACACACACACACACACACACACACACACACACACUGCCAAAAUGUUUGCGGCAGUAAUAAAGCGCACGCGUUUCUUUCUCUCUCUCUGCGCUGGUUGCUGCUUGAUCGUAUCACGAGUCAUGUUCGGUAAAAGUUAUUCGGCCACUUGACAAAUUCGGCCGAACACCGAACUUGCGUUUUUUUGCUAUUUUCGGUGGCCGAACAUUCGGUGCAUCCCUAAUUUACUCCCCACGUGUUUCAAAAGAACGCGUUCCGCACUACUUCAUUUAUCUGUCCCACAUAGACAAAAACAAGUUUCUUUUACUGAGAAAACACUGCUCUCAAAUCUCCGUUCCGAUGCACUUCAUUUGAAAGAUUUGUUGAUAUUGUCCGUCAUGAUUCCUCAGAGCAUUUUAUUAUAUCUGAACCUUGAUUGUAGAAUCCCUAUUUUAUAAUGAAAAUAUAUUUGAGAUUAUAUGCGGUGGUACAGUGAUGUAUCGUAUGAAGAGUAAUAAAUAAAUGCAACUUUAAAACAAGAAAAAUGUUACUGUCGUUAUUU